UUUGCAGAAACACAAAGACGUCUGGACAAACGGAGGCACACUGUGAUCACACCAACACUGAGCCUGUGACGAUGUGGUCAGGGCGUACGUGGGCUUUCCUGGCCCUGCUUGUGUCCAUUGGUCCCCUGGAGGCGGAAGUGGUGACGUCCAUAUCGGACUGUGCACAGUUUUUCCUGGAGGAGACUCCGCCCCACAUCCCGGGAAUUUUGGAAGACGGGAACAUCCUGGACCAGAACCGCUACAAACCCAUUUGUCAGACUUACAAGUCAGAAAGAAGGUUUGUGACGCUCUACGACAUCAGCAACAAGAUUCCAGUGUUUUCCGCCUACAAGUACAUUGGGAACCGUACAGGAAGACCCAAACAAAACUGGCAGAUAGAGCCCCAGCUUGAGGACGAAAUGACAGACGAAAGCAAUGCGGUCUACAUGAACCAGGCUGGGAACAACGAUUACAAAAACCAGUUAGACCUUGAUAGGGGCCACUUAUUCCCAAGUUCUCAUGCCUUCACUACAGAUGAUAAAAAAUCUACCUUCAUCCUGACCAACAUUGUUCCACAAGCAGGAAGUUUUAACAAGAACAGCUGGAGUAAAAUGGAGAGCUGCGUCAAGUGUGUGUUGGAAAAAUACUGCAUCAACACCAAUGCACGUCAUGAAGGCUUUGUGGUUACUGGGGCGCAGCCCAGCACCAACAACUUCCUCAACAACAAGAUCAACAUCCCCUCCAUGCUCUGGUCAGCAUUUUGCUGCUACAGUUCCAGUUUGAACAGAUGGAUAGCAAGCGCACACUGGGGUGACAACGUUCCAGAUGAACACACCAAUAAAUAUCUGACGACCAGAACCCUGGAAGAGCUCCAUCAAACACUGAGCAGGUUCAACCCAGGAUUUGAGGUGUUCCCUCAAACACGUUGUCCUCUUCACACAACUGUUGCUGAGUUUUAUUCAGCCAUUAAUGAGGAAAAUAACAAAUGUGACUGCCUCCCCACUGCUUCAACCACCUCUGCCCCUUCCACAACCACCUCUGCCCUUUUGUCUACCACUGCUUCAACUACGUCUGCCCCUUCCACAACCACUUCUACGACUACAACAACUACUACCAGCCCCACUAAGAAACCAAGGAAGAAUAAGAUGGAUACAAAGACAAAGAAGGGGGGAGCACUAAGAAUAGCUUCAGCAGUUUUUGCGUGA
Myripristis murdjan (pinecone soldierfish) is the source of this 1184-nucleotide messenger RNA. Its product is annotated as endonuclease domain-containing 1 protein-like. Bases 72 to 1184 code for a protein of 370 amino acids. The record is from RefSeq and is a predicted model, not a curated record. The transcript is spliced from 4 exons. Gene Ontology annotation, molecular function: hydrolase activity; metal ion binding; nucleic acid binding. NCBI's taxonomy places the organism in Eukaryota, Metazoa, Chordata, Actinopteri, Holocentriformes, Holocentridae.